Messenger RNA from Gossypium raimondii (Peruvian cotton), 2640 nucleotides. RefSeq lists its product as uncharacterized. Gene Ontology annotation, molecular function: protein binding. The transcript is spliced from 6 exons. Lineage: Eukaryota; Viridiplantae; Streptophyta; Magnoliopsida; Malvales; Malvaceae. The coding region runs from base 917 to 2485 and encodes 522 amino acids. The record is from RefSeq and is a predicted model, not a curated record.
UGUCACAGUUUUCUGUGGCAAAUCCAACCUCUAAAAUCAGAGCCGAAAUUCGGGUGGCUCACCUUACCUUACUAAAAAUAACGCCAAUUUCAACCGUAUUGCCUUUGGGGUUAUCAUCUCUUUCCCAUUACUCUCAUCUUAUCUUUCUUUUCUUUUCCCCUUUCUAGCAUUUGUCUUUUUAGUGUAAGAAAUAUAGUAAAUUAGGAAUGUUGAAUUUUUUUAUAUACAUAGUUAUUCAAUGGGGUUCUUUUCUUUUUUAAUUUCUUGACUUGGUUUAGCAUCCAUUCUCUAGACUACAAGUUCACUAAGAAUUGAUCAGAUAAGAUUGGCAGUUGGUUUAGUUGCUUUUUCCAGUUUCAGAAUCAUUAAAAACAAAGCAAGUCAAAAACAAUAAAUUAUUAGGUGAACUUCAUGUGAGAAUGCUUUUAAGUCCUUUACUCAAAAAAGGAAUCACGUGCAUCUUUGUUUAUACUUGACUUUGUUAUCAAUCCAAGUUAAUUUUCUUCUUCAAUCUCUACCAAUUCUAGUUUAACUGAUAAAAAUAUGUUCUGCUUUUUUGUUUUCCCCCCUUGGGGUAUUUUUUGAAAUGAUAAAAGGUAAGAGAGUUUUGAGCAAGAAGUAUUUCUUCUUCAAUCUCAAAUUGAUUCUCAAUUCUAGUUUUCCCCCCUUGGGGUAUUUUUUGAAAUGAUAAAGGUAAGAGAGUUUUGAGCAAGAAGUGAAGAAAAAUGAAGAAAAGUUGAAGGAUACUUGAGAUUGCAGGCACAAACAUAUGGGAGAGUUUAUUUUACUUUGUCAUUAAUGUUGGAAAUCAAUUUGAGUUUAUUUUAAUAUUUUUUUCUGUUCACCAGCUCACUGGCACAGACUUCUAUAAUCUCAUUUAGGCAAAUACAGAUUAGUACUUAAGGUUCCUGAAGAAAUGCUUCAAAGAAGCUCAUCCACCCCAGUUUUUGGAUCCCUUAUCUUCCCUUUUACCGAUAGUCCAAAUAAAGAUCUUGAUGCUACUUACAGGUUACUUCAGGGCAACCAUGGUGGAAAACUCGACUCCCAUUGUCAAGAAAGCCUCAACUUGACAUCUUUUUCACAUAAUUCAUCUUCUGAGUCUCAUUCAGCUUCAGGGUUGUUUGAAUUCAAUCCAGAAUCGGGUGGUUUUCGCCUUAAAGGCUUUCGAAGAGCCAAGUCUGAAGGUAGCAUAGAAAGAUUAGAUUAUAGAUCUUGUGAUAUAGCUCAGUUUCUAGAUCCCAGAACACCAAAGAGAUCUUUUCAUAGGCAUCAUAUAACAAUGUUGCAUAGUGCACCAUCUUUUUCGAUAUUCAAUGAAGGGGUUGAAGAUGGAAAACUAGGGGAGGAGUCAUUGGAGAGAACAGUUACAAUUGGUGAGAACAUUGAUGCUGUAGGGAAUCCAGAUUUCAGCUUCCGGAAGAAGUGUAUGGAGUUAAUUCAGGAAGAAGAAGGAGAUGAGGAAAAAAAAAGAUUGAACCGAAUUCGAGUUUCUCAUAAUGAUGAAGAAGAAGUUGAACUUGAGCCACCUAGUCCUCCCAUGUAUCUUGCUACUGGUCUUGGAAUUGAUUGUGCUGGCUUUGGUGCCAUGGCUGAUGGUGUUGAUUUAAGUUACAUGGAUCUUGAUGAGGUUGAUGAUCAAGAAGAGUUUCAUAAGAGGCUGGUUGACGAGUACCCUUGUCAUCCUCUGUUCCUAAGGAAUUAUGCUAAAUUUUUACAGCAGUCUAAGGGAGAUCUUCAAGGAGCAGAGGACUAUUACCAUCGUGCAACAUUAGCAGAUCCUGAAGACUGUGAGAUUCUCUUGCAGUAUGCCAAAAUAUUAUGGGAUCUUCACCAUGACAAAGAUAGAGCCCUUAGUUACUUUGAGCGUGCCGUUCAAGCUUCUCCUCAAGAUAGCAAUGUCCUUGGAGCAUAUGCUAGUUUCCUCUGGGAAAUAGGGGAUGAUGCAGAAGAAUAUGGAGAACAAGAAUACCAGGGGGUUAAAGAGGAGGAAAAUAUGAAGGUAGCCAAGAACUCACUACACGAAGAAGAAACUAAGCUAGCUAGGCUAUCCAUCCACCUUCCAAAUCCAGCAGGUUUGGGGGUUCAUACCGAUAUCCAGGACAUUGAUAUUGAGGAUUAUCAUACGAGGAUGGUUCAGGAAAAUCCUGGCAACCCUUCGGUUUUAAGCAAUUAUGCUCGUUUCUUACAUCAGUCUAAAGGAGAUGUUGAAGGAGCCAAGGAAUACUAUUUGCAAGCCAUACAAGGUGACCCUAGGAAUGGUGAACCCAUGUCACAGUAUGCUAAAUUGAUCUGGGAUUCUCACCGUGACCAUGAUAAAGCUUCACAUUACUUUGAGCUAGCAGUUGAAGCUAAUCCUGAAAAUAGCAAUAUUCUUGCAGCAUAUGCUAGCUUCCUUUGGGAAACAGAAGAUGAAGACAAUAACACAAGGCAAGAUCAAACUCAGGUUUCUCUUCAGAACAGAGCUUUGUCCGCAACAAACUCAUAAGUCAUUCAUUCUGAAACCUUUAGGUACCAGAUCACUAGUUCAGUUUCCAAUGUUUGAGUCAUCUAUCAGACAACAGAGAAUAAAGCAUAUAUCUUUAUGUUUUUUUCUAACAUACUUUCAUUAUUAUAGUAAUAGCAACCUUAGGAUACUUUUUA